AUGUCGCACCAACAAUUUCUGGGUAGUAUAGAUUUGGGUAUCACUACUUCUUUAUUAUCAAAUUAUGAUACAUCAACAACAGUUGAAGAUGUCGUUCCAAAUACAAAACCAUUGGGCUUCAAUGCUCAAGGUAAUUGGGAAAUGAGUAGUGUUAAUAUAGUGAUGAGAUUGAAUAAGUACAAUGAAGGUGAAUACUUUGCACCUCAUAAAGAUGCUCAAUAA
Messenger RNA from Adineta steineri, 222 nucleotides. NCBI's taxonomy places the organism in Eukaryota, Metazoa, Rotifera, Eurotatoria, Adinetida, Adinetidae. The record is from the annotation of a GenBank genome assembly.